Messenger RNA from Aegilops tauschii subsp. strangulata, 1444 nucleotides. RefSeq names its product rust resistance kinase Lr10-like. The record is from RefSeq and is a predicted model, not a curated record. Gene Ontology annotation, biological process: protein phosphorylation. Lineage: Eukaryota; Viridiplantae; Streptophyta; Magnoliopsida; Poales; Poaceae. Gene Ontology annotation, molecular function: protein kinase activity; ATP binding.
UUCUCUAUCUGCUACAAUCAGCUUGCUAACAUGUCUAGUUUGGGGGGUGCAUCGACAUAAGCAAAACAGUAGUCUUUCCAUCCUCCCAAAGCAGACUGAUAAUAAAUCAAGCAUGGAAGAAAUGCUGAGGAUGUAUGGAUCUUUGGCUCCGAAAAGGUACAAGUACUCAGAGCUGAAACAAAUGACUAGCCCUUUCAAGGAUAAACUUGGAGAAGGUGGAUAUGGCACGGUAUUUAGGGGUAGCCUACAAGAUGGCUGUGCGGUUGCCGUGAACCUCCUAAAAGUUUCCAACGGCAAAGAGGAGUUCCUAAAUGAGGCAAUUAGUAUUUGUAGGACAUCACAUAUUAACAUUGUCGGUCUGCUCGGUUUUUGCUUAGAGGGAGCUAAUCGAGCCCGUGUUUAUGAGUAUAUGGCUAAUGGUUCACUGGAGAAGUAUAUUCACACAGAGAAUUCAGAUCUAGUUAUUGGAUGGGACAAGUUACAACAAAUAGCACAUGGCAUCGCACGAGGAUUGGAAUAUUUGCAUCAAGGAUGUAGUACUCGCAUCAUCCAUUUUGCCAUCAAGCCUCAUAAUAUACUUCUAGAUCAAGAUUUUUGUCCCAAGAUUGCAGAUUUGGGUUUAGCGAAAUUGUGUCACCUCAAGGCCGGUAGCAUCCUCUCUGUCGCUGAAGCAAGAGGUACUAUUGGAUUCAUUGCUCCAGAAGUAUUCUCUAGAGAUUUUGGAGUCGUUUCUACAAAGUCAGAUGUCUAUAGCUAUGGAAUGAUGCUCCUGGAAAUGGUUGGAGGAAGGAUAAAUAAAGGAAAAGGGGUUACCAAUAGCUCAAGUGAUGUGUAUUUUCCAAACCAGAUUUAUGACAGUAUAACAGAACAGGUACAAAGUUGUGAAGUCACCUGCGACCUUGAAGAGGCCAUGAGAAAGAUGGCCUUGGUCGGCCUAUGGUGCAUACAAACUAACCCCGAAAACCGUCCUUCGAUGAGCAAGGUGAUUGAUAUGUUCGAAAAGAGCAUCAAUGAAUUGGAGAUGCCACCAAAGCCGUUCCUUUCAUGUCCCUCGAUCCCGUCAUACUUGUCGUCGCAUACAAGUUAUGGUUACAGAUCAUCAUAUUGCUCCGCAUCCCCUUCUCUGUUACCAUGUUCCAAAAGUAGGAUUAAGUGGACAAAUGUAAAUUCGAAUUGCCACUACGAUACCAUUAUGAUAUUACAGUGUGUAACAGAAAUAUUUUUUUUCAAACAUCGCAUUGUGUUUCUACUAAGAAUGGCUGCGCAAUUUGAUAAGGAAAAGUCAUUUGAGAUUAUUGUAUUUGAUAGAAACCAAAAUAGGAAUAAAGCAAAUGUUAGUUAUUUGGGUGAUUGGAUGUGCUUGGUAUUCCAAGUUUCGAAAGGCACCCGAGUGGUAUGUCAGAGUCAGACAACUAGCAGGAUCAUGCAAGCAAGCAAUAGCUAG